Messenger RNA from Trachemys scripta elegans, 1909 nucleotides. It is a transcript of the gene MMS19, whose product is annotated as MMS19 homolog, cytosolic iron-sulfur assembly component. The record is from RefSeq and is a predicted model, not a curated record. Bases 1 to 1650 code for a protein of 549 amino acids. Lineage: Eukaryota; Metazoa; Chordata; Testudines; Emydidae. Gene Ontology annotation, biological process: iron-sulfur cluster assembly. Gene Ontology annotation, cellular component: MMXD complex; cytosolic [4Fe-4S] assembly targeting complex. The transcript is spliced from 12 exons.
AUGCCUCUACCCAGAUCCCGCUGUGGAUUAGCGGAGACUGGGGCCUGCAUUUCCCACUCAGAAAGCCAGGCUGGGGACCAUCCAGUGCGAGAGGUGCUGCUGGUGGAAUCGCUCCGGAAGCAGGUGGCAGAGCUGCAGGAGGAGGUGGCUGGGCUGAGGAGCAGCAGUGCCCGUGAGGAAUUCCUCGAGUGUAUUCACAUGGAGACAUCCAAGGCUGAGGACGCUACCCAGCUACAGAGGAUUGCUGUCACACCACCGGGGCAGGAGGACAUGGCUCUGUCACAGGAAGGAUACUGGCUGCUGGUGACUUCCGGCAGCAGGCAGUGCUUCACCCCUACUCCCAACCCAUCCACCACGAUAUUAAACCUUUUCCACCUUGUCCCAUCACAUGUCCGUCGUGCUGCUCAGCCCCCCGCUCUGCCUCCUGGAGGGCCGGGGGUUGAGCGAAGAGGGGCUGUUCCCUCGCAGUGCGGGGGCUCUGUGACUGGGUGGAAGUGCCACUCUCCUGACCUGCCUGGCCACGGCUCUGAGGCUCCUGCUUGUCUCCCCCUCCCUUCCCGCAGGCUGGCUGCCCAGAGCGUCUCCCAGGUGGUGCCCCUCUUCCUGGACGGGGAGGUCUCCUUCCUGCCCCAGGACAGCUUCCCCUGCCCCUUCCAGCCGUUCCAGGGCGGGCAGCACGUGGCAGCACAGAGACGCCUCGUCGCCCUGCUCAUGGCCUUCGUCUGCUCCUUGCCCAGGAACGUGCCGAUUCCCCAGCAGGACAGGCUGCUGCAGGAGCUGCUGGCUCUGAGCUGCUCCUGCGACUGCCCCUUCACUGCCACCGCGGCUGCCAAGUGCUUCGCGGGGCUGGUGAACAAGUACCCGCCAGGGCAGCAGCUGGACCAGCUCUUAGAGACAGCGGUGAACAGGAUGGAGGCCGGCCUUGCCGAGGGCCCGCUCAGAACCCAGGCCCUCGCCCUGCUCCUCUGGGUGACCAAAGCCCUGGUGCUGCGCUACCAUCCGCUGAGCUCCCGCCUGACAGACAAGUUGCUGGGCCUCCUGGGUGACGCAGAGCUGGGCCCCGCGGUGGCCGACGGCUUCUCCCUGCUCAUGGCCGACUCCCCAGAUGUGCUGCACAAGGGGUGUCACGCUGACGUGCGCAUCAUGUUCCGCCAGCGUUUCUUCACUGACAACGUGCCCAAGCUGGUCCAGGGCUUCCACGCUGCCGGCCCCGGCGUGAAGGCGAAUUACCUGAAGGGCCUGUCCCAUGUGCUGAACCACCUGCCCAGGCCGGUGCUGGUGACGGAGCUGCCCACGCUGCUGUCCCUGUUGCUGGAGGCCUUAUCCUGCCCGGACUGCGUGGUGCAGCUCUCCACCCUCAACUGCCUGCAGCCCCUGCUGCUGGAGGCGCCGCAUGUCAUGAGCCUGCACGUCGACACCUUGGUCACCAAGUUCCUGGGCCUGACCUCCAGCCCCGCCAUGGCCAUCCGCAUCGCUGCACUGCAGUGUGUCCACGCGCUCACCAGCCUGCCCAUCCCCGCGCUUCUCCCUUACAAGCCGCGCGUGAUCCGGGCCCUGGCCAAACCCUUGGACGACAUGAAGCGGCUGGUGCGGAAGGAGGCGGUGGUGGCCCGUGGGGAAUGGUUCCUGCUGGGGAGCCCAGGCAGGUGAGGCCCUGCCCGCACUGACUGACAAUCUAACCAGGAACCCACUAACCAGCCAAGCCUCCCAGAGCGGGGCGGGAAGGACAGCAGCCCCUGCCCGGGGCCGGCCGGCUCCUAGCACAACGUCGGCGCUGCGGGGCGGGGCUGCCCCGCUCCUGCUGCCUGCAGUGCUGGAGGGAAGGCAGGCGCCGCGCCCCCUGGCCGUGCACACUUGUAGGCGGCGCGUGGAAUCCAUGGGCCAGCCCAAUAAACACACGUUUUGCUAA